AUGUCAUCCUCAUCGUCAGAUGGCGUAGAUGAAGCUGUUGAAGAAUGGUUCGACGAAGAAUUUGAUAAUCUCGUCGACUCCCUAGUUAAUGAUCAAGCAAAAAAACCAAAGAGACGGGCUUACUACGAAAGUCAUCGGGAAGAAGGACACAAUCAACUAUGGAAUGACUAUUUCAGGGAACAUGCUACAUACCCAUCGGAAAUGUUUAGAAGACGUUUUCGAAUGCACAAGCCAUUGUUCCUUCGCAUUGUGGAUGCUUUAAGAAAUGAAGUUCCAUACUUUCACCAAAGAAGAAAUGCUCACGGAAGGUACGGCCUAUCUACACUGCAAAAGUGUACAGCAGCUAUACGUAUGCUGGCAUAUGGUCAAUCAGGAGAUACGUAUGACGAAUAUCUCCGACUAGGUGAAAGUACUGCACUUUUAUGUUUGGACAAUUUCACUAAUGCGAUAAUACAAUUGUUUGGCCAUGAGUAUCUAAGAAGACCUACAGCUGAUGAUCUUCAACGACUACUGGAUAUUGGAGAGUUACGCGGGUUCCCAGGAAUGGUAGGCAGCAUCGACUGUAUGCAUUGGGAGUGGAAAAAUUGCCCAACAGCUUGGAGAGGACAGUACACACGUGGUUCAGGAAAGCCGACAAUUAUCUUAGAGGCGGUGGCAUCACAAGAUCUAUGGAUAUGA
Messenger RNA from Brassica napus (rape), 678 nucleotides. RefSeq lists its product as uncharacterized. The record is from RefSeq and is a predicted model, not a curated record. Lineage: Eukaryota; Viridiplantae; Streptophyta; Magnoliopsida; Brassicales; Brassicaceae. The transcript has a single exon. The coding region runs from base 1 to 678 and encodes 225 amino acids.